GUUCGAACAAGCGGGUUUUUCGAAGUGGAACACGAGCGCCACGACCACACACAGCGCAGGCCACAUUCUCAUGCACGUAAAAGCAACAACGUCCUCGCGCCUCUCCGAGACGGACCAGGACUCGGAUGAAGAGCGCUCGCGCAGUACCAACCUUGCAGAGCUCCUUUGCCGCGGCAAACACAAUGUCGUGCUCACUCACCUUGAGCAAGUCAUCCUCGACCGCGACGCGCUCAUGGUCGAGUAUGAGGGCCAACCACUCUUGCACUGGGCGGUUGCUAACGGGCAUGACGACGUUAUCGCGCAAUGGCUUGCGCGCCCCGAGCUCGCACUUGACUGUGAUACUCAAAUGCGGCUCGCGCUCACAGCGAUCAAGCGGUAUCGACUGUCGAUCCUAAAGCUACUCGUGGUGGCAACUCCUGCCGUGCUGACAACGCCCGCGCGGCACCUCGACGACGACGAGUUUCUUGACGUCGUUCAAGGAGACUCGCUUGCGCAUGUGGCGGCCCGCGUGCGCGCCAACACGGAGCUCUCGUGGCUUGUCGCACACUACCCUUCGUUCUUGGCGGCGCAGAAUCAAGCAGGGGCGACGCCGCUCCUUGUUGCGUGCGGCGCGCAAAACAUGGGCGGUGCACUGCUGCUCGUGUCCGCGGGCGCCGAUGUCCACGUUGUCGACAACGACGGCAACACGGUGCUGCAUGCGGCGAUUGCCUCGAUGGACCCAAAGUUGGACGACCAUGUGGCCUUUGUGUCGCGGCUCCUCGUGCGCUGCUAUAGCGUUUCGCUGGCCAUUCGAAACGCGGACGGUUUGUGCGCGUCCGAGUACGCGGACGAGAGCGACGACAUGUUGACGUUGCUGGAGAAAGAGACCGAGUUACAGACCUCGUACCCACUUCACUGCAUUGCUCGUUGUAACGACGCCAGUGCGUUUCAAACAUGGCUCUCCACGAUGCUUGGGCCCGGAGACAACGACAAAAAAGGCCAAGUCGACGCGAUAGCAACGGCGCUGUCUGUCCCGGACAUGGACGGCAAGACGGUCGCCAUGCACGCCGUCGAAGCCAUCGAUAGCACUGCACCGGUUCAAGUCGCGGACCUACUCUUGCGCUAUUGCACGCGGCAUAUCUUGACGCUACAAGACAUGAAAGAACGUACCGUCAUGGAAUGCCUCUUGGAGAAGGACCUGGUCUGCACCGAGAACCUCGACGGCGCCACCAACGAAGCGGCGCUCAAGACACUGCAACUGCUCAUACACAUCAAGCGACUACCGCUCGACUAUACGCGAAAUACCAAGGUACCGCAGCAAGGCGCGCCACCGCGAACGUGCGCGGGCAUCUGCCUCUCGGCGCGCAGGGCAAGCGACGCCAACCUCGCACGCCUCGCCGCCGAGAAGAGGUGGGUCGAACUGCAGCGCCAGCUCGACGCCACUUCCGACAUGGCGACAAUCAACGACUUUGAUGCGCACGGACGUACCGCACUGCACUACGUCUGCGCGUAUGGCCACGACGGCCUCUUGGCGCACCUGCUGCUGCAGACCAAGCUCGACAUUGCGAUCAAGACGCGGCUUACGGACCAAUCGGCGCUCUUUCUUGCCUUCCUCGCCGACCAUGCGGCGUGCGUACGUCUUCUUCUCCAAGCCGGUGCGCACCACGAACUCGAAGCGACCUUGUUUCCGGCUCAGAUCGAGCAGCUCCGUCAAGAGGCGGUGGCUAAUAUGUAUGCAAGCCAAGUACUGCGAUGCGACAGCUGGAACCUGGAGCGCACAUGCCCCGAAUACCAUCGUGUACGCCUCUUGAGCGUGAACGACGCAGAGCAAUGCCUGCAGGCGAAAAAGACAGCGCUGCACAUUGCGACUGAGAAACAACUGCCCACAUCCAUCGUCGAGCAGCUUUUGGCCACCAAGCGCAGUGACGUGAACGCGCAGUCGACGGAAGGAACGUCGGCGCUCAUGCUGGCGGCUGCGCACGGCAACAUGACGCACCUCGCGUUGCUCUUACGGCAUGGCGCCGAACUCGAUCUUGUGGAUACGAACGACUCUACAGCGGUACUUCACGCCGCGGUGCAUGGCCAUUUGGACGUUGUCGAGCUGCUAUUGGUGCGCCGCGCCGACCUCGAUCCCAAGCAGGAUGGUCGCCCGAUCGUCGAGAGACUGCGCGCGAUUCUACGGGGGACACUCAAUGACGAGCAUACCCCGAUUCUGCAGCUUCUCGAGAAGGAAGAGCGAGCACGAGACAAUUCGCAAGAGUUUCGGGACAAGCGCGCUUUGGCGAUGAUUACGAAAACAACCGACGACGUCUUUGCAGAUGACAACUUUUCGCAAGCCAUUCGCUGCAACACGACGCUGGGUCCGACCUUUCUCGAUGAUUGCGUGAGUCUCAGUCGCCACGAAGCCACGUUUUCAAACCUUCUCCUUGUCUACGGCAAGAGUGUGCAAGAGAGCCCGCUCCGCGCGGUCCUUCAGUUAAAUCUGUCGGACCCGGACGCAACCUUUGCGACGCAGCAAGCGUGUCUCGAGCAUCCAGCUUUUCAUCGCGUCCUCGAGAUCAAGUGGAUCCUCUUUGGCCGGCGGCUCUACCUCCAGCAGCUGCUCAUGAACCUACUCUUGCUGGUGGCCAUGACUACAUCGUCCAUUCUUCCCAACGACGAGUUGCCACCGCCGAUCGUCUACAACAUGGGUAUUUCAACCCUGAUAUUUGUGGCCGUCGGAUUGCUGGUCGUUCAAUGCCUUCGCCCUCAGGUCCUUGCGGCGUAUGCUCGGCUCAGCGACAACAAGUCUCUCUUUGAUGGAGGUCUCGUCCUACUCGCUGUCGUCGGGACCGUCUUGCUGGUCGUACCCGUGCUUUACGCCAGCCAAGAACUGCGCAUCGUCGACUGGUUCACACCCUGCAACAACCUCGUCUUGGCUCUCUCGACGCUCUACUUUCUCCAUAUUGAGCUUCAGGAAAUGCGCGUAAGCAUGGACGCCUACCUCUCGUCGACGAUGAACCGCGUGCAACUGAUGAACUACACCGUCAUCUUGUGUGUCUUUGUUCCGAUUCAAGUCGGCUGGAUCAGUGUCAGUGACGACGUCCAGGUCGGACUCGGCGCCGUCCUCACACUCGGUCUCUGGGUACUGUCGCUUCAGUUUCUAGAGGUGAUCUCGUCGGCCAGCUACCUCUUGCCCAUGAUGUCGGACCUCUUGAGCGACAUUUGGAACUUCUUCAUUCUCUUUGGCGUCUUCCAACUCGGCUUGACGCUGACCUUCUACCAGCUCUUUCGAGGCCACGGCGACGACGCCUUUGGUAGUCUUGGCCAGUCGUUCAUGACGACCUACUUUGUGGCAUUUGGUCAAGUGCCUCUGGACUCGCUCAGCGUCUUUUCUGCCUCUGACAACUCGAGUUCGAGUCAAGCGGCCAUGUACACGGGUGUCGCUCUUCUCAUGAUGCUGCACUCGGCGAUCGUGGUCGUCGUCUUACUCAACGUCUUGCUGGCGUUGAUGAACCAGACAGUCACGGGGGGUCUCGAGAAGGCCAAAACUCGAGCGUUGAUGAGCUAUGCGCAGUGCAUCUUGCGGCUCGAAGGCGCCAUGCACCUCGACAACGCCGAGACGACGGCGCUCACGCACGUCAAGGACGCAUCUGGGAAGCUUGUGCUGCAUCCGAUCUUCUCCGAGACUGUCCCCCGGGUCAACCUCGUGCUGACACCAGACCAAGUCGAGACGUUGCAGCGCACGGGGGCAAGUCGCAUGGCCUGGCUCGACCAGAUGCGGCAUCUGGACAAGGUCGUCAAGGACCAGAUCGGGUUCGUGGUCGAUGGCCUCGAUCACGUCAGUCAUUUUACGGAUCUCAACGUCCACGAAAUCUUUGCGCGCGAAUUUGAGUUGCUGGCGACUGCUCAACAGCAGCUGUUGGACGCGAUCGAGAUGGCACGACGCAGCCGCGGCUACUUCAAGAAGGAGAUCCUCGCCAAGCUCGAGAAGCAAACGACAAAGAAACUUCGGGAGCUCUCGAUGCAGCUGGUAGAUGCGUGGACAAAGGACGGGUUUGAGCCCUCCGACGACCAUGACAAGUGCGCGAUGCUCUACCAGAUCAACCAGCGGACGACAUUCGAGGCGGUGGUCAACAAGACAGUGAGCACGAUCGCAGCGGCGGUGUCGGAUGCCGCUACGAGGAGCUUACCGGCUGUCGACACGGAGAAGGAGGACCUCCGGCGUGAUCUCUCGCAACUGCAGUCGUCGAUGGAAGCAAUGGCCAAGCAAAUGGAAACCAUGCUGGCGCAGCACGCAGCCAUGAUGACGCAACAGGACACGAUGCUGACUCACCAAGACGCAAUGCAAGCACAACAACGGGAGCUGCUCUCGCUUCUGACCAACACCGAGUCCCGCAGCACGUCCCCCACUGCGUCCAUACAACGCGUCAUGAGCAUCUAGUAUCCGAAUAUAAUUUGUGUAUAGCUCCUGGCAGUACCCACGUCCUAUGCUGUUAAACAUACAAG
Saprolegnia diclina VS20 is the source of this 4467-nucleotide messenger RNA. RefSeq lists its product as hypothetical. NCBI's taxonomy places the organism in Eukaryota, Oomycota, Saprolegniomycetes, Saprolegniales, Saprolegniaceae. Gene Ontology annotation, molecular function: protein binding. The transcript is spliced from 18 exons. The record is from RefSeq and is a predicted model, not a curated record. The coding region runs from base 71 to 4402 and encodes 1443 amino acids.